GGAGAACGUGGUCUGAAGGGCACGGAAGGGGACAAGGGGGACAAGGGGGAGCAAGGCAUGCCUGGAGAGAAGGGGGCGAGGGGCGAGCAAGGCGAGAAGGGCUCCACAGGCUUCCCGGGGGCACGCGGCCCCGGCGGGCAGAAGGGCCAGCCCGGCCGCGAUGGGAUCCCUGGAGCCCGGGGAGAGAAGGGGGACAUGGGACCCCUGGGCAUGCGUGGCCCCAAGGGUGACCGGGGCAUGAAAGGCGCCUGUGGCAUCGAUGGGGACAAGGGUGAGAAGGGAGAGCCGGGGAUCCCGGGGCGCUCGGGGCUGCCGGGGAGGAAAGGCGAGCCGGGUGACCGGGGAUUCGACGGGCAGCAGGGAGCCAAAGGAGACCAGGGGGAGAAAGGAGACCGGGGUGCCCCGGGCAUUAUCGGUGGCCCCGGUCCCCGGGGUAGCGACGGUGCUCCUGGCCCCCCUGGGCCCCCAGGGAGCAUUGGCCCACGAGGUCCCGAGGGCAUGCAGGGCCAGAAGGUGA
Messenger RNA from Fulmarus glacialis (Northern fulmar), 517 nucleotides. Its product is annotated as collagen alpha-1(VII) chain-like. The annotation marks the transcript as partial. The transcript is spliced from 7 exons. The record is from RefSeq and is a predicted model, not a curated record. Lineage: Eukaryota; Metazoa; Chordata; Aves; Procellariiformes; Procellariidae.